Schistocerca americana (American grasshopper) is the source of this 535-nucleotide messenger RNA. RefSeq names its product speckle-type POZ protein-like. The transcript has 3 exons. Bases 107 to 535 code for a protein of 142 amino acids. The record is from RefSeq and is a predicted model, not a curated record. Gene Ontology annotation, cellular component: cytoplasm. Gene Ontology annotation, biological process: regulation of proteolysis; proteasome-mediated ubiquitin-dependent protein catabolic process. Lineage: Eukaryota; Metazoa; Arthropoda; Insecta; Orthoptera; Acrididae. Gene Ontology annotation, molecular function: ubiquitin protein ligase binding.
UGGAGUGAGGAGCCAGGCGUGUAGAACGGCGAGACGCGGUGCUGUCUGCUCGAGAGCUGCUUUCUAUCACUUCUCCGGGGGAAUACCAGAGGAAGAAUCGACUACCAUGGCAGCCGGCAAGGGAGUUCAGGAGAGCACACCUGCAUACCUGGGUGGCCUACUAGACGCUGGGGAAGGUAACAUGGUGACUUUGGCGGCGGGGGAGACGCGGCUGGUGGCGCACACAGCCGUCCUAGUUACCGGGAGCCCCGUGUUUGCCGCAAUGUUUCGCCACGACAUGGUGGAGUCCAGCAGUGGCCUGGUCAACGUAACAGAUGUGGACGGACCGGUGCUGAGAGAGCUACUGACGUUCAUGUAUACCUUCCAUGCCCCCCAGCUGGCGAGCAUGGCUGCACAAUUACUAGUCGCCGCCGAUAAAUAUGGCGUGCUUAGCCUGAAGGCUCAGUGCGAGCAGCAGCUGGCCACUGGACUGGCUGUGGACAACGCGGCGGCCACAGCAGACCGCCAUCUCCUACAUAAAGGGGCGCACGCAUGA